This is a messenger RNA of Cyclocybe aegerita, 2160 nucleotides long. NCBI's taxonomy places the organism in Eukaryota, Fungi, Basidiomycota, Agaricomycetes, Agaricales, Hemipholiotaceae. The record is from the annotation of a GenBank genome assembly.
AUGUUUCCGGUGCCGCCAAGGAUUUUUGGAGACCAUCUUCGCUUUCCUUCCUUCCUUUCCAACAACCACUACCCCCCAGCAACGAUGCCCAAGAUCCACACACUCAAGCCAGGAUAUUACGGUGAAGGCUCUGUCGAAAUAACCCCGCCGGCCGCACCUGGCGAAGGUCCCAUACGGCGGUGUACGCUGUCAAAAAAUGGCCUCGUAACUCAGCCAUUCGAGGGCAUCGACACUGUCUAUGAUGUCGUGGCAUAUGCAGCGCGUACCCACGGCAGCAGGAACGCUCUCGGGUGGCGAGACAUCGUCGACGUUGUUGAAGAGGAGAAGGAAGUGACCAAGGUGGUCGAGGGCAAGGAGGUAGUCGAGAAGAAGAAGUGGAAGUUCUUCGAGCUCAGCGACUACAAAUACAUCAGCUUCAUCGAGAUGAAGGAGGCCGUCUCAGAGAUCGCCCGGGCGCUUAUCAACUUGGGCGUUACGAAGGAAGACGUGUUCAACGUGUACGCACAGACCAGCCCAAAUUGGCAACUUAUGGCGCACGCCUGCGCGUCGAUUUCUACCACCAUCGCCACUGCCUACGAUACUUUGGGAGAAGAUGGUCUGACACAUUCUCUCAACGAGCCGGACUGCGUAGGUCUCUUCACCAACGCUGAGCUCCUCCCGGUUCUCCACCGCGUUCUCGCCAACACUCCUACCGUCAAAUACGUCGUCUUCGACGGUGAACCCACUCAAGCACUGGUCGAUGAUCUCCAUUCCGUGCGCGAGAGCAUUCAGGUCUUUAGCAUUGACAAGCUUCGCCAAAUUGGUCGCACCCUCCCCAAGGACCCACUGGAGGCCCGUUUGCCGAAGAAGGACGACAUUGCUCUGAUCAUGUACACCAGCGGCAGCACUGGCGCCCCCAAGGGUGUUUUAAUCUCACACGCGAACCUCGUAGCUUCAGUCGGCUCCGUUUACACCCUGCUCGGACACCACCUGACCUACGAAGACAGCUACCUCGCCUACCUGCCCCUCGCUCAUGUUCUCGAAUAUAUCGUCGAGAUGAUUAUGCUCUUCGUUGGGAUGCCUUCGGGCUAUGGACGCGUGAAGACCCUCACUGACGCGUCUGUGCGGAACUGCAAGGGCGACAUAGGCGCCUUCCGUCCCUCCAUCAUGGUCGGUGUCCCUGCGGUCUGGGAGACGAUUCGCAAGGGCAUCCUCGCCAAGGUUCAUGCCGGCGGCGCUGUCAAGCAGUCCGUGUUCAACGGCGCCAUGACCUUGAAGAAGAAGAACGUUCCUGUUCUUGGCCAGCUAGCUGACAGUGUUGUUCUCGCUGGUGUUCGGGCUGCAACUGGUGGCCGGCUUCGCAUUGCUCUGAGUGGAGGAGCUGCCAUCAGUCGCGAGACCCAAGAAUUCUUGACGACGGCUCUUGUCACGGUUCUUCAAGGAUAUGGAUUGACGGAAUCAUGCGGCAUGUGCGCCAUUCUCCCACCUGAGCUCAUGCGAUAUGGGACGGUUGGCGUGCCGGUGCCCUCUAUUGAGGUCAAACUGCGUGACGUUGAAGAUGCUGGCUACCUCUCCACCAAUAACCCUCCGCAGGGCGAGGUCUGCAUUCGUGGCCCCUCUGUCGUGACGGGAUACUACAAGCGGCCUGACCUCAACGCGGACGAGAGCAUCUUCACGAAGGACGGUUGGUUCCGCACGGGCGAUGUUGGUCAAUGGAACCCAGAUGGAACACUCUCGCUCAUCGAUCGUAUCAAGAACCUUAUCAAGCUCGCUACUGGCGAGUACAUCGCCCUUGAGCGUCUCGAGUCCAUCUACAAGGCUUGCAACCUCGUCGCCAACGUCUGCGUCCACGCCUCCCCUGACGCCAAGCAGCCCAUGGCCAUCAUCAUCCCCCACGAGAUCCAUCUUCGUAACUACCUCUCGUCCAAGGGUCUCGACGCGACGCCUUCCCUCGCCGACCUGUGCAGCAACCACGACAUCCAACAAAUCGUGCUGAAGGAGUGCAACUCUGUCGGAAAGAAGAACGGAUUCAAAGCCAUGGAGCUGCUCCAAUCUGUUGUCCUGACUGCCGAUGAGUGGACGCCCGAGAGCGGCCUCGUCACUGCCGCGCAGAAGAUCCAGCGGGCGAAGAUCGCGAAGGCGUUCGGGCACCAGAUCGAGGCGGUGUACAAGCACGAUUAG